This is a messenger RNA of Penicillium salamii, 567 nucleotides long. The record is from the annotation of a GenBank genome assembly. Lineage: Eukaryota; Fungi; Ascomycota; Eurotiomycetes; Eurotiales; Aspergillaceae.
AUGAGCGGCCUCCCACCACCCGACAUACCCACCAUGACGCGGGGUCUACGAGAAGUAUGCGAAUUCGAAGGUCGCAGGUUUUACAGAAAAAAGGGCACACAGGAAUGGACCGAAGAUAAAUCCGACCCCGAAAGCACGAUGCCGCCUGCUGAAUUCCCACACCUCUAUCUAUAUCUCGUCACAGAGGAGCAAGGCCCCGGGGAACCCAAUCAUUGGGCCAUUUUCCUCGCGGACGAAAACGAGCCGGAUUAUGGCUAUGUCUACCAGGUUACCGGGGAAGCCGAGUCAAUGACAUACGAGCCUUCGGCUGAAAAGGUGAAUAUUUUCGACGCCGGUAUUACUUCGAAUGUCUAUACCCUGGCUGUCGUGUCUGAGGAACAGGCCAGGGCAGCGAAGUUGGUGAAGCAGAUCGCAGAGCAGGAGCCACCUCCUCGGGCGAAGGACCGGAAGUCUGUCACGGAGAACUGUCAGAGUUGGACCAUGCGUGUCAUCGCCAGAUUGGUCAAGGAAGGAAUUGUCAUGUCCCAGAAGCUUGAGAUGGCAAGAUCUAUGUUGCAGCCAGUUUGA